Molecule: messenger RNA, 2722 nt
Organism: Poeciliopsis prolifica (blackstripe livebearer)
Lineage: Eukaryota; Metazoa; Chordata; Actinopteri; Cyprinodontiformes; Poeciliidae
Gene: wdr41
Product: WD repeat domain 41
Exons: 13
Coding region: 436-1779 (447 amino acids)
Biological process (GO): regulation of autophagy
Cellular component (GO): lysosomal membrane
Molecular function (GO): protein binding
Source: RefSeq, a predicted model, not a curated record
AACAAGAAAGUCAAAAUAAACUUCGACCUUUCUAACAGAAGACGUGAUGCCAUUUAGAUUCACUUCCCCAAAAUUAAUCGUCUUGUCUAGUUUGUCCCUGAAAAGCUUCCGUAGUCACAUGAACGGUUUGUUGUGGUUGUUCCUUUUUUGUUGUUUUGUUUUCAUUUUUACACUAAGUCAUUUCAAUUCUGACAGUAUAAUCGUCUCUAUUCUGUUGUAAUAUUACGAUUCUUCGGAUUCUUUCACUUAUAUGUCUCAUAAACAAGUCACGCGAGAACGUUUGGGAUUUUUCGGCUAGUCCGGUGGCUGGAUGAGGCGUGUGUCACCCCGCAGCCUGAGCCAGACGCGCAGGGAGGCUGUUGCUAGUCAGAUUUUAUUGUUCCUACUUCGAGGGAGUCGGUUUACGGCGGCUGCUUCUGGAGCCGCGGGUCCGUCAUGCUGCGGUGGAUUCUCGGAGGUCGGGAGGCGCAGAGCUCGGGGCAGAAAAGCUCCGUGUUGUGCAUCGGAGAGGAACAGCCCAAAAACUGCUUCACUGAGCUGCAGGUGCUGAAAGGACAUUUUGACAUCGUUCGAUUUCUGGUGCAGAUUGAUGACUUCAGGUUUGCUUCGGCGGGGGACGACGGCCUGGUGCUGGUGUGGAACGUCGAGACAGGAGAGCGGCUGCAGGAGCUGAGAGGACACUCCCAGCAGAUCACAGCCAUCAGCGCCUUCCCCUGCGGCGACGGCUUCACGUCGCUCAUCACCGCCUCCUCGGACCGCAGCCUCAGUCUGUGGGAUCCUGACACAGGAAACAGAGUGCAGACCAUUUCAGACCUGCAGUCUUCUGUGAAGUGUUUACUCGUGCUGGGGCGGCUCUCUGCGUGGCUCUCCGGCGGGGAAGAGUUGUGCGUUUGGGACAAACACUUCCAGCUGCUGUGCCACCGACAAAAGCACAGCGACACCGGAAUUGCUGCUCUGGUAGAACUGCCGAAGAACUGCGUGGCGGCCGCUGUGGAUAAAGAGAUAGUGAUCUACAGAGUGACCAUGACGUCGGACUCGUCCGUGCUGCUGGAUGAGAUCUCGCGUUGCUCUGACCACCACGACCAGAUCCGAGCUCUCAUCAACGUCAACGACGGCAUUUUUGCCAGCGGUUCCCACGCGGGCGAGUUGAUCCUGUGGGACUCGGCUAACUUUAGGAACGUGGCCUACGAGCACAUCCUGUGGGAGGAGCCUCACCCCGGCAGCCAGACGGAAAUCAGACUGGCCGCCCCGAAGCCCAGCGAGAUGUCCGUCCAGCACCUGACCUCCGACGGGAGGCUGAUCCUGGCGGCGGUGGGCAGCGGGCUGUAUGUGUACGACGUCGUGGCCAAAGCCGUGGUGGCCUACAGGAAGGCCGCACACGACUCCAACGUGCUGCACGCCACGCUGCUGUCUGACGGUGAGCUGAUGUCGUGCUCUGAAGACGGCAGCGUGAGGAUGUGGGAGAUCCAAGAUUUACCUUUGGCUGCUGAACCUGCAUCCGCAGGGUUCUUUGGUAUGUGGACUUUUGGACGGUCGAGCAAACAGCCCGGUCCUCAGUCAAAGAAGGUCCUGGAAAUCCCCAACCUGAGGACGCUGGAGCUGACCGGAGACCUGAUCGGACACUCGGGAGCGGUCCAGAUGUUUCUGAGCUUCAGGGAGAAGGGCCUGGUGACGUGUUCGACGGACCACCUGCUGAUUCUGUGGAAGGACGGGGAGCGGCAGUCCCGGCUGCGCAGCCAGGCGCUGUUCCAGAAGCUAGAGGAGAACGGAGGACUCUGAAACCAAAGCCUUUAGUCAGAAGAGAAGGAUGACUAUCGUUGCCUCGCACAUCAUGACUGACGAUUGCUAUUUACAUUCAUUGGUUGACCAGUUAUUUUUUAUUUCUUAAUUGAGGAAAGUUUAUUAAUUAAAGUGAACAAAAAUGGAGUUAAAAUAAAACCUACUGCUUUUCUUUCUGUCAUUGUUUGAGAUCCAUAGAGCUGAAUCCUGUUUGAGGUGAGAAAAAAAAAAUCCCUGCUAUAAUUCUGCAAGAGAAAGCUAAUGCAGAUUUUAACGUCUUUAUUUUUCAGGGUGUCCACGCAUCCUAAAAACGUUUUAAAUCCACAUAUCUAAAUUUAAGGCAUUAAAAUGUCUUUAAUUCAUUAAAAUGUAAGUUGGUCUUAAAGAUAAGAGUCACAGAUCUUAAAUUUUGUUGCAGCAGGACUAUUUAAUGUUGUGUAGUUUUCUAUCAGCCAAAAGUCUGAGUCAGGCACAGACAUUUUAUUCCAGGCAAAAAAACGUCGAAGCUAAAACUUUUGUACGGAGUUGAGGUUAAGACAGUGCAGUGAGAAGCCACUGUCGAAACAGAGCCCAGCAAUACCAGUUUAUGCUGAAGUUGAUUAUGAUCUUCCAUCCUCCAUUCAAGGCGACAUUUAAAAAAUUCAAGGCGACAUUUAAAAAAAGUCUUCAGUUCAGCUGCAGAUAGCCUGUUCUUAAGCCCCGUGUUAAGAACAGGCUUAAGUGAAUCUUCAUUUAAAACAUUUAUUGUUAAAUUAAUCUUUUUCUCUUUACAGCUUACACUGGUGAGUUAUGGAGGCAGCUGCCAGAAUCCUCCAAAGUUGUUCUGUUUUUAUAAAUUGCACCAGUCAGUGCCAAACACAGCUCACAUAUUAAAUGUCACACAUUGUAAACGUGAUAUUGCAUGUUUAUUUAUUCGUGAAAUAAAUCAUAUUUCUCAAACUGA